Molecule: messenger RNA, 2103 nt
Organism: Setaria italica (foxtail millet)
Lineage: Eukaryota; Viridiplantae; Streptophyta; Magnoliopsida; Poales; Poaceae
Exons: 3
Coding region: 20-1774 (584 amino acids)
Biological process (GO): rRNA base methylation
Cellular component (GO): cytoplasm
Molecular function (GO): rRNA (uridine-N3-)-methyltransferase activity
Source: RefSeq, a predicted model, not a curated record
UUCGCCUCCAGCGACGGCGAUGCACGCACACGCACGCAUGGCCGUGGGCGUGGGGGUGGCCGUGCCGGAGGAAGGGGACUCCGCCGCCGCGGAGCUCGUCGGCGGGGCGGAGGGUGAGGCGCCAUUGGUGGCUGCUGGGAAGGAGCCGCCGCCGCCAGCUGAUGGGUUGCCCGCAGUUGAGGUAGAGGGGAAGGGGGCAGAGCCGCCAAUGGAGGGGGCACCGACGGUGACCACCGUGGAAAGGGCGGAGGAGGCCCACAAGGCCGAGGACAAGAAUGAGGCGGAGGCGGAGGAUGGGGUGCCCGCUGUCCAGGUAGAGGGGAAGGGUGCGGCGGCGCCAUUGGAGGGGGCACCGGCGGUGAUCACCGUGGAAGGGGAGCAGGAGGCCCACAAGGUCGAGGGCAAGAAGGAGGCGGAGCCGGAGCCGGAGGCGAAGGCGGAGGCCGAGGCGGAGGAGGAGGAUGAAGGGGAGAAGUGGCUGGGGCAUUACUCCUCCGGGCAGAGCAUACUGAUCGUCGGCGACGGGGACUUCUCCUUCUCGCUGGCGCUGGCCACCGCGUUCGGCUCCGGCGCCAACCUCGUCGCCACGUCCCUCGACACCUAUGAGGCUCUGAGGGGCAAGUACAGCAAAGCAGAGUCAAAUAUAAUGGAGCUGAAAAGAUUGGGCGCCACGGUUUUGCAUGGUGUUGAUGCGAAAAAAAUGAGGUUUCACACUGACUUGAAGAACAGCAGGUUUGAUCGGAUUGUCUUUAAUUUUCCCCAUGCUGGCUUCAAAGGAAAAGAGGACGACAUGCAUAUGAUGAACUUACACAAGGAGUUGUUGUGGGGCUUUUUCUUCAAUGCACGCCACCUUGUUCGGCGAUACGGUGAAAUCCAUGUUACCCACAAGACAGGGCAUCCAUAUGACAGAUGGGAUCUCGAGCACCUGGCCUCUGGGUCUUCUCUUGCUAUGGUUGAGAAAGUUGCUUUUCGAAAGGAAGACUACCCCGGUUAUAACCAGAAGAGGGGAGAUAGUGCAAGGUGCGACGAACCUUUCGAUCUAGGUGCUUGUUCCACAUUCAAGUUCCAAAUCAGGGACUUGAAGAAGCUGAAGAAAAUGAAUGGACAGAGAGCUGGUUCAAUCCCAAACCUUGGAUGCAGCAACAUCCAUCGGCAACAUUUUCCUCUGCCGGACAACACAGGCAACAUACUGAUGCCCCUGCUGCCUUACAUAGCUGAUCAAAGGCCACAGCCAGGUUUUCCACCGAACUCUGAUGGCAUGGUGAGAGCACCAUAUUUCCCUCAACAUGACAGUUUCCAUCCAAUGGUUACCAUGCCACGGCCAUGGCUGAAUGCUUUGCCCAAUCCAGACGGCAUUAAUCGACAGGUCAGUUUUCAUCCAAUGGUUAGCAUGCCAGGGCCAUGGCCGAAUGCUUUGCCCGAUCAAGGUGACAUUCAUCAACAAGACAGUUUCCAUCCAAUGGUUAGCAUACCAGGGCCAUGGCCGAAUGCUUUGCCACCUCCAGGCGGCGUUCCUCCACCAAUGAGCCGAAUCCCAUGCCCCGAUCUCCAUGCACCUCAUGAGCAGCAUUGGUAUCAACAGAGAACUGUUCCUGAUCAGCUAGGGGGAGACAACUACUUUUCCGCCAGGGAAUACGAAAUGCAGAGGCAAGUGAUGCCUGGAGCAACCGGCUUGAACCAUUCUGCCUUCUUGGGACAUCACCACAUGGACGGGGAGUCUGUUCAGAAGCGAGAGUGGCUGCGCUGGAUGAUUGCACGGUAUGGUAGGCCUUGAAGGAUCAUUGUUUUGGGGCGGGUUGUGGACUACUACUGCUGCUGGUGGUGCAUGCGUAGAUCGCCAGAGUAGACGAGCUGGCCGGCCGUUCAGAACAGAUAGCUACGCCAACUUCGGUGCGACAAGCGUUUUUUUGUUCCAGUUCCAGGCUUGUACAGGUACGGCCAUUUUUUGUGGCAUGACACUGACUACGGCAGCAAAACGAGUUGCUGUUCCUACUUCUGUACUCCUAGCCCUAGGCACUUAGGCGGUCAAGCCUCCUUUUGAAGUGGAGCUGUCUGAAGGGAACUGAUUAGCCUGUUCCCUAUUUUGCAUGGCUGAGUACAAUC